CCAAGGUGGAUGCUCAUUAGAAGAGUUAGAAUCAAUGAAAGCUACCCUAACUCAAGAAUUUGAGGCGAGGCUAGAAGAAAAGGUUGAAGAGAAGCUUCAAGAGAGGAUCGAAGAGAGGUUGGAACAACGGGUGGCAAUGGAGGUGAAAGCUUAUCUCACCAAUUUACUACCACAGAUGACCGGUGACGUGAAGGCAUUUCAAGGAAUGCAAGUGAUGACGAACAUGGAGGCAACACAAAACCCUCGUGUAAUAGAGGUAGACACUAAAUGUCGCCUAGCAUUGAAAGAUGAGUACAAUCAAAAUUUAGUGGUUGUGGCAGAUGGAAUUUUAUAUCCUGUUACCGGUGAAGUUACUCACAACCUGAAGAUGUUACCUGAUCAUUACAGGAUUAGUGUGGACAACCCUUAUCCCGACUGUGCCCUCCUCGAUAUACCGGUACCGUCUCCCGAUGGUAUGACUAAGUUGGGAAAAGCCAAGUCUUCCAUUGUACUAUGGCCUAUAGACAUGGUUUUUUUGGAAGAAGAGGUUUCACCAUCGCCCAAAAAGAAGCAUAGAUCUCGCCAAAGCAAAGAAGGGGACGAUAGUUGUGGUGUGAAAUCAAGGCAAACCAUCAAACCCACAAAAUUCCUACCACUUGAAGAUAAAAUUGUCGAUACUUUUGGCGAGGGGUGUGAGUUGUUGUAUUGGUUAAUGAAUUCUGAUGAUGCAAAGUAUGAUACAACAUUGGUACUUUUAAAGGCCUCAAUGUUUAAUUUUGAUAGCGACAAACAGAUUUGGGUAACCGCUACCGAUGUACGUGAAUUUCUAAGAGGAUCGUGGGCUAAUGUUUCAUUGAUUCAUGUUUAUAUCAUGUAUUUAGUAGACAACUUCAUCGACCUUUUCAACAGGACUGAGAUCACAUUCUUUUGUCCUCAACUCAUUUCUGAAUCUUCAAUUGAGAAUGAUUACCUUGAAACUUAUACAUAUGUGAAGAAUACAUUUUUGCAUGAAGUAAGAAAGACAGGUAAACGUUGCAAAUUCACCGUGGCUCCAUAUGUCGCAAGUGGUCAUUGGGUUCUUGUGGUGGUCGAUCUACAAUUAGGUUUAGCUUAUGAGUUUGACUCUAUGAAUCUACCUAAAGAAAAUCCACGAAAAUUGAAAAUUGCCGAGAUUAUGAUGACGGCUUAUAAAGUAUAUCGGGCGAAUCUCAAAGGGAGUGAAUUGAAAUCACAAAGGCAAAAAUUGAAAUUCAUACAAAUGGAGUGUGCUCAACAACAAGGAGGCGUUGAACGUGGCUACUAUAUUAUGAGAUACAUGUAUGAGAUUGUUACUUCUCACUCGGAGUGCAAAGGUGUCUUAGAGGAGGAUUUUUGUCCAAGGACCGCCCCGUAUGAUGGUAACGAGUUGAAUGUGGUUCGAGAACAAUGGGCACAAUACUUUAGAAGUAAAUAUUUAUUGAAUGCAUAACUAUUAGCUUAGGUAGAACAACGUAAUAUUUUUAGUGUUGUUGUAUAUGUUGGAUAAAUUUAUACAAGUUUUUAUUUGUAA
This is a messenger RNA of Chenopodium quinoa (quinoa), 1528 nucleotides long. RefSeq lists its product as uncharacterized. NCBI's taxonomy places the organism in Eukaryota, Viridiplantae, Streptophyta, Magnoliopsida, Caryophyllales, Amaranthaceae. The transcript has 8 exons. The coding region runs from base 35 to 1447 and encodes 470 amino acids. Gene Ontology annotation, molecular function: cysteine-type peptidase activity. The record is from RefSeq and is a predicted model, not a curated record. Gene Ontology annotation, biological process: proteolysis.